AUGUGUUUGAAUUCUUCAGAGCCAUUGCCAGACCCACACACACCAACGAUGAGAUCAGCUUCGUACCAUAACAAAUGUAAAUCUAAGACAAAAUUGCAUCUUCGUAUCCGUAAUCUCACCAGGAGGAGAAGGUUGCAGAGGGCAGAGAAGGAGAUGGAGAUGAGAAACUUGAAGCUUUUCGUAGAGAACCAAAGCAUCAUACGAGAGAACGAGGCUCUAAAGAAGAAAGCGCUUCUUCUUCACCAAGAAAACAUUGCUCUGUUUUCCUUGCUUCAUCCAAAACUCUCCCCUGUUUCCACUUCUUCUUCUUCUUCCUCCUUCCUUAAGUGA
Microthlaspi erraticum is the source of this 330-nucleotide messenger RNA. The record is from the annotation of a GenBank genome assembly. NCBI's taxonomy places the organism in Eukaryota, Viridiplantae, Streptophyta, Magnoliopsida, Brassicales, Brassicaceae.